Erpetoichthys calabaricus (reedfish) is the source of this 1872-nucleotide messenger RNA. RefSeq names its product ribonuclease inhibitor-like. Lineage: Eukaryota; Metazoa; Chordata; Cladistia; Polypteriformes; Polypteridae. Gene Ontology annotation, molecular function: protein binding. Gene Ontology annotation, cellular component: cytoplasm. The coding region runs from base 349 to 1755 and encodes 468 amino acids. The transcript is spliced from 10 exons. The record is from RefSeq and is a predicted model, not a curated record.
AAGAGUAUGUCUGUGAUAGAGGAUCACUGGGUGAUUAAAUGGUACCUGUGGGGCUACCAAAGACUCACCAGACCAUCAUCUUGUUUAUUUUUUAAUUUACUUUUUCACAAAGCUGAACCUUCCUCCUUCCGUGUUUGUUGUAAUGUAAAUGAGCAGCCAGGGAGCUGACAGACAAGCCGAUUCCUGCCACAGUCUGAGGUGCGGCUUCACAACUGACAACGCCUGCCAAAGUCGAGGUGCCUGCUGCUGCUGCUCCUGUCACGUUGUGGUCUCACCUCCAGAUGUUGUUCAGCUCUUUCUUCUCCACACUCACGACUGACUGAACUCGACCUGAGCUUCAACUACAACAUGGAGGACUCAGGAGUGGAUCAGCUGUGUGAGGAGCUGAGGAGUGAAAACUGCAAAUUAGAGAAACUGAACCUAUCUGAUUGUGUUCUCACCUCCAGAUGUUGCUCAGCUCUCUCCUCAGCUCUUUCUGCUCCACACUCACGACUUACUGAACUGGACCUGAGUGGCAACAACAUGGAGGAUUCCGGAUUGGAUCAGCUGUGUGAGGGGCUGUGGAGUGAAAACUGCAAAUUAGAGAAACUGAACCUGUCUCAUUGUGGUCUCACCUCCACAUGUUGCUCAGCUCUCUCCUCAGCUCUUUCUGCUCCACACUCACGACUGACUGAACUGUACCUGAGCGGCGACAACAUGGAUGAUUCAGGAGUGGAUCAGCUGUGUGAGGGGCUGUGGAGUGAAAACUGCAAAUUAGAGAAACUGAACCUGUCUCAUUGUGGUCUCACCUCCAGAUGUUGCUCAGCUCUCUCCUCAGCUCUUUCUGCUCCACACUCACGACUGACUGAACUGGACCUGAACAAAAACCACAUGGGGGAUUCAGGAGUGGAUCAACUGUGUGAGGGGCUGUGGAGUGAAAACUGUAAAUUAGAGAAACUGUACCUGUCUCAUUGUGGUCUCACCUCCAGAUGUUGCUCAGCUCUCUCCUCAGCUCUUUCUGCUCCACACUCACGACUGACUGAACUGAACCUGAGCAACAACACCUUGGGAGAUUCAGGAGUGAAUCAGCUGUAUGAGGGGCUGUGGAGUGAAAACUGUAAAUUAGAGAAACUGGACCUGUCUCGUUGUGGUCUCACCUCCAGAUGUUGCUCAGCUCUCUCCUCAGCUCUUUCUGCUCCAGACUCACGACUGACUGAACUGAACCUGAGCAACAACACCUUGGGAGAUUCAGGAGUGAAUCAGCUGUAUGAGGGGCUGUGGAGUGAAAACUGUAAAUUAGACAAACUGGACCUGUCUCAUUGUGGUCUCACCUCCAGAUGUUGCUCAGCUCUCUCCUCAGCUCUUUCUGCUCCACACUCACGACUGACUGAACUGAACCUGAGCAACAACACCUUGGGAGAUUCAGGAGUGAAUCAGCUGUAUGAUGGGUUGUGGAGUGAAAACUGUAAAUUAGACAAACUGGACCUGCGGUCAUGUGAUCUCACCUCCAGAUGUUCCUCAUCUCUCUCCUCAGUCCUCUCUUCUCCACACUCACAGCUGACUGAACUGGACUUGAGCGACAACAAACUGGGAGAUUCAGGAGCUCGUCAGCUGUGUGAGGGUCUGAGGACCCCAAACAGUAAAUUAAAGACACUGAAGCUGUCUGGUAAUGAGCUCAAUGAGAGUGAGAAGAAGAACCUGAGGUCACUACAGAAGGAGCUGAACAGGACUGGACGGCAGGUGGAUAUCAAGAUGUGGGAAGACAGGACAUGCUGAUCAACUGACUCCAGUGAUGGUGCUCCCUCUCCACUCCCUCUAAAUUCUUCUCUUUAUUCUUUUAUAAUCUCCUCAGCUCUCCUCCACAUUUAAUAAACUCUGCAUGUCUUCUUCUCA